AUGCAUACAACUGCUGCUCUUCUCCCCACUGUGUUUGAAGUGGAUCCUUACGUGGAUGAAGUGGUAAGGGAAUUCUACUCCAACAUCGCAAGACUGAAAGGUAGGGACUGUGGUCGGCACUGUGUAUACAUCCGCGGGUUGAUGUACGAGUUUACACCAAAAAUCAUCAACUCAAUGUUCCAACUUCCUCACAUCCCUUACAACUUGAGCGAGCAUGUUACAGAUCGGCCAAAUGCUCCAUGA
This is a messenger RNA of Arabis nemorensis, 243 nucleotides long. The record is from the annotation of a GenBank genome assembly. Lineage: Eukaryota; Viridiplantae; Streptophyta; Magnoliopsida; Brassicales; Brassicaceae.